CGUGUUUCCGUCAUUCCUCGGCCUUGCUUGGCUGCGGCUGGGAAGUAACAACACGAGUGGGAAUGUGGCCGGGCAAGUAGCUGCCAAACCCACCUAAGGGAAUGCAAAGUUUUGGCGCCGAAUUGUACACUUUAAGACAUUUGUGCGUGGCUGACCAGCCCCCUUCCUCCAGUCGUUCGGUUUCUCAUGGAAGCGGAUGGAUUUGUAAGGAAGCGUCGGAUGACAGCGGAGUCUGCAGGCAACGAUCCCGGGGUUGCUGGCGCAUCAGCCGGGGCAGAAGUUCGAUGGCUGGGGGGCAGGUUCCUGGGAGUUUCGGAAAGUAUCGUGGGUAGCCUUUCGCCGAGGAUCGGAGGCGAGACCGAACUACAGACUGCUGAUUUGACCCGUAACGCUCAGGAUCAAACAGAUGACUCUGAACCGGACUACGAGGGCUUGCCACAGGGAGCCUCCACGAGCACGCACAUGUUGGCCGGAGCCGUGGCCGGGAUUAUGGAGCACUGCCUCAUGUUCCCCAUCGAUUGUGUUAAGACAAGAAUGCAGAGCCUCCAGCCCGACCCGGCCGCCCGCUACCGGAACGUGAUGGAUGCCCUCCGCCGUAUCGUGGCCACGGAGGGAGCGUGGCGGCCAAUGAGAGGCCUGAACGUGACCGCCAUAGGAGCGGGGCCUGCCCAUGCCCUGUACUUUGCCAGCUAUGAGAAACUCAAAAAGACUCUGAGUGAUGUGAUCCACCCCGGGGCUAACAGCCAUUUGGCUAAUGGAGCAGCCGGAUGUGUGGCCACUCUGCUUCACGAUGCAGCCAUGAAUCCAUCAGAAGUUGUGAAGCAGCGCAUGCAGAUGUACAACUCCCCUUACCGCGGCGCGUUGGACUGCAUACGCGCCGUGUGGCAGAAGGAAGGCCCGGGGGCGUUCUACCGCAGCUACACCACCCAGCUGACUAUGAACGUGCCCUUCCAAGCGCUCCACUUCAUGACUUAUGAAUACCUGCAGGAGCUGCUCAACCCCCACAGACAAUACAACCCCUCGUCCCACAUGCUGUCCGGUGCCCUGGCCGGGGCCCUAGCUGCCGCCGCCACCACGCCGCUGGACGUGUGCAAGACCCUCCUCAACACCCAAGAGUCGCUUGCCCUCAGCUCCCUGUCGACCAGCCAAGGAGCCCACAGACAUAUCACAGGCCUGGCCCAGGCCUUCCGGACGGUAUAUAGCCUGGGCGGCCUGCGGGGCUACUUCAAGGGAGUGCAAGCGCGAGUCAUCUACCAGAUGCCCUCCACAGCCAUCAGCUGGUCCGUAUACGAGUUCUUCAAGUAUGGACUCACCAAGCACCAGCACGACAAGAGGCGAGCGCAGCAGAUGGAGGCGGAGAUGUAAACACCGCGAGGUGAAGCCAGCUUAUAACGCACAGCGUAUGAAAUCGCAUCAUGACCCAUCUCCACUGUCCCAUUAGCCAGAAAGGCAUUUCCAGAAAGAGUUUUUAAAAUGCCGUUUGCUGAUUACGCACAAUUUGAUUUAUGUUGCUAAGCGAAAGAAAUGUCACACAGUAUUAACAUUCUUCAACUAGAGGCCACAGAUUGUCACCAGAAGAGGGCAGUAGUGUUGUUUUCCUAACGUUUGUUAUGGAUCACCCCCCCAGCCAAUACUUCAUGUUUGCAGUUCAAAAGCUUUUCAUUCACAAAGACUUAUAAUUGAUUUUCUUUAAUUAAUGUUUAAAUGUGAAACUUGAACCCCACAGUCAUUUAUAUAAUAACACCCAAAUCUGCAUUUAAAUAUUUUGAGAUUGCGUUUUUGUAUUUGGCCCCUUUUUAUUGUCCACAACUAGACUUUGGGCAUAUCGAAAGCUUAUAUUUAAUUUAAUUUCAGUUUUUAAAAUGCUUAAAAAUAUGAUCCAUAAUUUGUUUUGUGGCACUUACAUGGACAACCCCAUGUCCUGCUCAACUAUUCACCAUUAUUGCCUUGUCUGCAGAUGGCUUUUCUGAGUCUUAUCUUAGUUUCUCUCAUUGCUACUACUGUGUUAUCGUCAUGUCCUUUGACGGCACCAGUUGCAUGGAACAAAAUAGGCCGCGCCCCCAGAAUUCAAGAUUCAGCUCAAUAAGCUAUUUCGCAAAAUGUUGCUAACGCACCCAUGUUGAGUAAAUGGAAACUGUUUGACUGAUUCUGAAUUGCACUCAUCAUUAAAUAAUAAAUUAUGAGCAGGGGACAGUGCUCAUAAAUCAUCCAAAAUCA
Molecule: messenger RNA, 2217 nt
Organism: Syngnathus acus (greater pipefish)
Lineage: Eukaryota; Metazoa; Chordata; Actinopteri; Syngnathiformes; Syngnathidae
Gene: slc25a28
Product: solute carrier family 25 member 28
Exons: 4
Coding region: 187-1365 (392 amino acids)
Biological process (GO): iron import into the mitochondrion
Cellular component (GO): mitochondrial membrane
Molecular function (GO): ferrous iron transmembrane transporter activity
Source: RefSeq, a predicted model, not a curated record